Protobothrops mucrosquamatus (brown spotted pit viper) is the source of this 2368-nucleotide messenger RNA. RefSeq names its product AT-rich interaction domain 5A (gene ARID5A). NCBI's taxonomy places the organism in Eukaryota, Metazoa, Chordata, Lepidosauria, Squamata, Viperidae. Gene Ontology annotation, cellular component: nucleus. Gene Ontology annotation, biological process: regulation of transcription by RNA polymerase II. The transcript has 6 exons. Bases 34 to 2100 code for a protein of 688 amino acids. The record is from RefSeq and is a predicted model, not a curated record. Gene Ontology annotation, molecular function: transcription cis-regulatory region binding.
CUUAAAGGGAAACGGAAAAAGAAGAGCGUUCCCAUGGCUGACAGUGAAUUCCAGGAGAUGCCAGGUGUGACCCCAGAGGAAGAGCAUCUGGACAACCUGGAGAAGCUGGAACAAGUGGUAUCUCCAGCUGUCAAGCAGGAUGAAGCUGAGCAGAAACCUCUUGAAGAGGAUUCGGGAGAUGAGGAGAUGCUGAGCGGUGAGAAGGAAGAGGAGCAGACGUUCCUGGUCAACCUCUACAAGUUCAUGAAAGAGCGUCAUACGCCAAUUGAGAGGGUGCCUCACCUUGGCUUCAAGCAAAUUAAUCUGUUUAAAAUCUACAAAGCUGUGGAAAAACUUGGCGCCUACGAACUGGUCACCGGAAGACGUCUUUGGAAAAAUGUUUACGACAUGUUGGGAGGCAGCCCAGGAAGUACCAGUGCUGCCACUUGCACCCGGCGACAUUACGAGAGGCUGGUCCUGCCGUACGUCCGACACCUGAAAGGGGAGGAUGACAAGCCGCUGCCCCCAAUCAAGCCUCGAAAACAGUACAAGAUCUCCAAGGAGCCGAAGGGGGAUCACAUGGUGGAGAAGAAGAGAACGAAGAAAGAGAAGAUGAGAGAUCCAAGUUUGCCAGAGAAAGUGAGGCCGGAUGUUGCUUUGAUCUGCAAACCUCCCAAUGGCACUGAGCCGAAUCAGUCCCGGGAUCAAACCGAGGGGCGCCUCUCCCUUCCGAACAGCCGAGAGAUAGCCGAGACUCAGCCCACCGGCAGCUGCCUUGGGAACUGUCGAUCCCACGGCUGCUCCGAAGCCUACACCCGUCUCUUCUCCAGCUUCUACUUCAAGGGGAACAAUGGCAUCAUGUCUCCCUUGGCGAAGAAGAAGCUGCUGGCGCAGGUGAGCCAGGAUGAAUGUUUGUAUGCUCAUGAGAAGAAGCAUCUCAGCCACUGUCCUGAAUACAAGAAGAUCAGGAUCCGGGAAAUGUCAGGCUUGGACUCCGAGGUUGGUCGUCCCCAGAAAGAGGCCCCAAAGACAGGAGCGGAGGUGAACGGCUCCAGCAGUCCUCCAGGUCCUUCCCAGGUUGGAAAAGCCAAUAAAGGUUUGAUGAAGGCCCCUCCAGGGUUCAAGGAGGGAGCAGGGUCCCUGAAUGCCGAGGAAGAAAGCUCUGGAGCUCACCUGACUACUGGGCCACCUGCCUUUCAUGGCUAUUUCCACACCUCCAGCAGCACCAUCUUGAAACCCAUCAGCGGCCUUCGAGGACCGGUGGAAUAUUAUCCCAGCUUGAAGGACCUCCCUGUGACUUCUCCAGCCUAUUCUAAGCCUGGAAAAGAGGCCCUGGUGGCACCUGGGUUUCAGAAGAAGCAGGAGAGCUUGGAGGACCAACCAGAAGAUCUCCGCAGGAAGUCAGGUCAACCUUGGAAAGUGGACCAUCAGCACUCUUCUGCCUUCCAGGCUAGUACCCUGAGCAGCAAGGCAGGCUCUCCCCCAUUUCAACCGGUCAAAUCCUCCUGGGCUCCACCUGUGGUCAACCUGGCAAAGGUCAGUCCACAGGUCUCCAAGAACGGAGGGCUGUCCGCGUCUCCAGGCCAGGCGAGCAUCACCGUACAGAAGAAAAGAGCCUCGGAGGAGGACUAUUUCCUGCAUGGCAAGAAGCUCAAGGCGGUGUCUCCCUUCAUCAAGGAGGUGGACCCAAACAGUGGCCUGGAUCGGGGAACCUCCCCCAGCGGGCAGCCAGGGAUAGCAAAGCCGAAGGCAACGGUGGCAGGGUCUGGGUUUCCACAUGCCCACAUGCCUCAGAUCCAGGACAUGUACAAGGGCACCAUGCUGAGGUUGCCCGUUAACUUUAGCAGCAGCCCAGGAGAACAUCUCAAGGACCAGGCCCCUUCGCUGAUCCAGUCUCUCUCCAUCAACCCGUUUAUUAUCCCCGCCUUCCCAACCCCACUAUUAACUGCGUCCGUCCAAGCCUCGGAUCUGGGUCAGCCUCUGGGCACCAGCCUCGUCCACUACCCCACUUCCUACGACAGCGCACUACGCCACCGGCUGUACCCUGUGUCGACGUGGCACAGCCAGCCCACCUACGCCACCGCCCAUGUCCCGGCCUACCAUCGGAACAACAAACUGUAGCCCCCCCCCAUGGACCCUCAGAGACUUGCCACGUUUGGGGAGCCGUGCGAGGGAGGUGCAAACCCCACGUCUGCAGCGUUUCGACAUUUUGAUUCCUCUGCUUUUUUUGAGCUCUUAUUUAGGACCUUACGAAACAGGACCAUGUGACUUUUUUUUAAAACCGGUCAAAAGAUGAACUGUCUUUGUAUCUGACAUGUAUGCAAAUAACUUGCGCUUAAAAAAAAAAAAACCUUAGAGGGAACAAAGUUCUUAUAAACAGAGAUUUAUA